Trematosphaeria pertusa is the source of this 1049-nucleotide messenger RNA. RefSeq lists its product as uncharacterized. The coding region runs from base 111 to 788 and encodes 225 amino acids. Gene Ontology annotation, cellular component: membrane; signal peptidase complex. NCBI's taxonomy places the organism in Eukaryota, Fungi, Ascomycota, Dothideomycetes, Pleosporales, Trematosphaeriaceae. Gene Ontology annotation, biological process: protein targeting to ER. The transcript is spliced from 3 exons. The record is from RefSeq and is a predicted model, not a curated record.
CGCAAGAGCUCCGCACCAACCUUGGAAUCUUGCAAGCUCCGAGCAACACCAACACGCUUUCUCCUCUCUUAAAAUCAAAAUCUCAUACCUUCUGCAGUUCGUAGCCUAUAAUGUCGGCAACCACUAAAAUCGCAGUGCAUUCGCUGUCCGAUCUCAAGAACACGACGGACGAUGCGCUGCCAAACUACCUCCACUCUCUCAAGUUCAAGCAGGUUCACAAGCAGACGGACAUCCGGUUAGCGCUUGGCUACACCGCCGUAAUCAUCGCCGGCGCGCUCUUCUACUUUGACUGGAAAUUUGGAUGGGAAAAGUCCAAGCCGUAUACUGCCCCAGCGGUAAUAGCAUACUUUCUCUUGAACACGGCCUUCAGCUACUGGCUAUGGUUUGUCGAGUCGGGCACUGUAUAUGAGGGAGAGGGCAAGACGGGCAAGAUCCGAAUUGCCACCUGGACGAAGAAGCACAUCCCCGUCUACGAGUGCGACGUGUUCUUUACGCCCGCGCCGACCGAGUCCAACCCCCCGCAGAAGAUCCGCAUCCGUACCCCGUUCACCCGGUGGUUUACUGCGGAUGGCUACUUCAUCGCUAAGCCCUUCCAACAGUGGCUCGCAUCCGAGGUCCCAGUGAUUGGUGCGGCCGACCCGAACAAUGUCGUAGAGGAAAUUGGCCGCGGCAGCGAGACGGAGAGGGUGCUCAACGUGACUGGCAACAACGCAAUUGACAUCUUGGAGCAGUUGAAGGCUAGCGGCGCAAAGGCGGCACCUGGCAGUGGUAGGAGAAGGAAAGCAUAAAUUUGCUGUCAUGUUCGGAGGAGAGCUAAAAUACUGGCGGGCCCUGGUUGUGGUGCUGGAGCAUCAUAAACGCGGGAAAGGUCGUGGCGAAAGCGCAUAACGUGCGGCAUACGGAAUCAAGCGCGACAUGUAUCGGAGACGAGGUUCAAGAAAAGCUAACAAUUGAUGAUAUCCACUUCCCUCAACAACAAUUGAGAUUCCUUGCGCUAUAUGAUGAAGGGCAAGGUUUAGGGGAUUGCAUAUUGGUGAUGAUCGUUCAUU